Molecule: messenger RNA, 1815 nt
Organism: Penicillium taxi
Lineage: Eukaryota; Fungi; Ascomycota; Eurotiomycetes; Eurotiales; Aspergillaceae
Product: ankyrin repeat domain-containing protein
Exons: 4
Coding region: 1-1815 (604 amino acids)
Molecular function (GO): protein binding
Source: RefSeq, a predicted model, not a curated record
AUGGCUCAACGUGACCAGUUUGCUCUGCUUAUGCUAUUUGUAGGCGAGCUUGCUUCCUCAUUGAAUGCGCAAAGUGGAUUGGAGAGGGUAGUCAUCUUGGUUUGCUUGAUGCCAUUCUCCAAGCGGGGGUUUGGUGGAUCUACAUAUCUUCAAGACGCUAUUUUGAGUAAGUCGGCCAAAAGAGUGCGUCAGCUGCUGCCAAAUCUGCAUGAAUUACACAAACAUCGCAAUUUUCUUGGCCAGACGCCGUUACAUCUUGCUCUUGUUGACCCAGAGGUAUUCCUUCUCAUCUUGGAUACUGACCACCAAUUGGACGUCAUUGAUAAUUGGGGUAUCACGCCUCUUAUGUACGCCUCUGCAAUGGGAGAUACAAAUGCGGUAGAUUUGCUCAUCAAAAAAGGCGCAAACAUACUGACCUGUGAUACACACUGGAAUCGGGACUUUUUGAAAUAUGCUUUUUCACGUGGCCACUGGAAUGUUGUCUGUCAAGCUCUGGACACAAUUCAGAAAUCCUAUGGUCGACAGGUUUUUCAACACUAUGUUUGCAACGCGCUUCUCAAUACAUUAUACAACGAUACCAUAUCGAUGGUUUCAAGGAGCUCACACUUUGAAUAUCUUGUUGAACUCUGUGAUGAUGUGAAUUUCGAAUUUCGGGAUGAUCAUGAAAGGACAGAUUGCAACAACUUACUGCACUACGUAAGAGACCAGAAGGAAUUUGAGGCGCUUACUCGUCGCGGCUUCCGGUAUCUCAAUAAGCCAAACAGUGAAGGCAAACUGGCAAAUUUUUCCAUCACGAGUCGUGUCUCAAAUGCUGAUCUCACUCGGUUGUGUCUCGAGAAUGGAACAGAUGUCAACCAUAUUGACCAUGAUGGACGCAGUAUUUUUUUUCAGAUUGUGCCGCAAUUGACGCAAUUGGCCUAUACUACUUGGGAUACUCAUGACUCAAUCAAGCUCUGUCUAGCUUGGAAUCUUGAUGUUUUCAUCUCAGACUGUUGCAAAUGUGCAUGUAGCACCGAUGGCUGCAAUAGUACUGCGGCAUUUGAUAUCCAGUUUAAGCCAAGUAUCUUUACCAACCUGCCAAAAUUUGUUUGGGCUUUUGAAUGGCUCUCGCUUGUGGAAGAAUAUCGUGGCCAUGAUGCGGCGAAAGUGAUACUUCUGUCAUUCCUUCGCAGAACACUUUCAGACAUGCUUGAGAUAACUCACACCUGCUGCCACAGAGGAAAGGGUAUAAAAUCGAAAUUUAGUAUUAUGUGUCAGUCAAAAUUAACCCCAGAAGACGUUGAGGAAAUAUUGGACGAGGAGCAGGAAUUUAUCGACAUACUAGAGAAGGAGAUGCAAGGAUACAACUCAAAAAGUUUGAGUGUACUAAGAUCUGAGUGGAUGGUCCUGCUCAAACAGAGUUAUGACGAGAGUUUGAAGAAACUUGAAAAAGAGAGGAGAGGAUAUAAGAAUCAAAGGUCCAGAUUGGAGAUUGAUUAUAAGAAUGAUAAAUAUUAUGAUGUUAUUUACGUCGGACAUGAUUUUUCAUUCAACCUUGCCCGUUCGAUGGCGGAGUACGCCUUUUGGCUUCAGCAUGAGUGUUCUCGGACUGCGAUGCAUCAGGGGAAACUUCCAGUGAGGGAUGGCUGGUACGAAAAGCGAAUCUCUUGGUUUGUCGAGAUGAUUGACAUAAUGAAAGUGCCAGCCCAAGAAAUUGAAAAGGAAAUCAAGAAAAUCAAUCUGGCGGAGAGCCGGUCGGAGAUAAUUGACCGAGAGGAGAUCAUUCAACGUUUUCGCACAUUCAUUGAUCCUGACUCUAUUGGUAUACAUUCUUAG